AUGACCACGCUGCACUUUCCUGGGGUCGAUACCGAGGUCCCGGCGGAUGCUGAGGGCCCAUCGAGAACCUCCAGAAUCGACUCAGCAUCUCACACUGCCACCGGCGGCACUCUUCGUGCCAAGUUCACUUACAACCUCAGAGAUGUCAAAGACCUUGCAGAGUAUCUUGUCGAUCAUUGCGGCUUACAUUGCUUCAACCUCCACUCAAUCAACAAACAUUCUGCAAACCAUGUCUAUCGCCUAGUUGGAGGAGACAAAGACGCCGGGAAAACAUACGUCCUGAAGCAUGCUUCUGAACAUCGCGCACACGAUGGCACAUUGGCUGCCACCACCUGCCGCAUGGAGUAUGAGGCAAAGUUUCUGGCGAGCAAACUAAAGGACGAGAUCGAGUGCCAUUGCACUGCUAAGGGCAUUACCACGGACGUCAACGCCCACAUCGAUAAGACCCAUGCACAGACAGUUUCCCUGGUAUUCUACGACGACGAAAUCAAACUUCUGUGCAUGCAGGAUAUCGGAAAUACGUCUCUCAAGGACGCCUAUUCAUUUCUCAGUAAAGAGCAGGUGCAUGAGAUCGGCACAGAGAUAGGUAAAUGGCUGGCAAGACUACACGGAGAGACUCCAAUUUCCAGCGUCCUUGGAGACUCCGGUCUCAACAAUGAAGUCGGAAUUGAAAUGGUCCGCUACGCCUACAAGAAUCUAGCCGAUCUUUUUCGAAGAACCGGUCACAAAGCGGAACUUGCAAAAGACAUUGACGAUUACUUCGGUGGCCGCAUAUCGAGGGAUCGAGAGAGCGUCUGCCAUGGCGACUUUUCACCUGGCAAUAUUAUGCUUCAGAGCAACGUGAAAACAGGAACUCCCUGUGUUCUGACAGUGAUAGACUGGGAAGCGGUACGUGUUGGCAACAGCGCAACAGACGUGGGACAAUUCGCGGCCGAAGCCUUCCUUCUCGACGAGUACCAUGGCGGAAAAGGCCUCCGCGCUGCAUUCAUCCAGGCAUACUUCCAGUCAAGCGCUGUCCACUACGGCUCCAAGGAGCUACUGUACCCUUGGAUGACAAAAAUUGGCGCCCACUUUGCCACACAUCUCGCGUACUGGCCGUCGCACAACGGGCACUGGGCCUAUUAUGAGCGAAAGAAAAUCGACCUAGUCGGAAUGGCAGCUCUUAUACUGGCAGAUGUCGUCUGUCCCAAGCCAAACAUCAUGGUCUGGAGGAGAUGA
Molecule: messenger RNA, 1218 nt
Organism: Boeremia exigua
Lineage: Eukaryota; Fungi; Ascomycota; Dothideomycetes; Pleosporales; Didymellaceae
Product: kinase-like domain-containing protein
Exons: 2
Coding region: 1-1218 (405 amino acids)
Source: RefSeq, a predicted model, not a curated record